Sturnus vulgaris (Common starling) is the source of this 2449-nucleotide messenger RNA. The record is from RefSeq and is a predicted model, not a curated record. Lineage: Eukaryota; Metazoa; Chordata; Aves; Passeriformes; Sturnidae.
AUGGAGAGCUCAGAGAGCAGGGCGCAGGAGCCCAGCCCGAAGGCAGCUGUGUGGGAGGGCACACCGCAGUACGACUAUGUCUGCUUUGAGAAAUGCUCCCGUUUCGGGAUACCUGCGGAGGCAGGACACGAGGCCGGGGCCACAGCGGACGGCCUGCGCUCCCCGGAGAACGCCCUCAGCUACCCACAGCUUUAUGGCCGAUACACAGACCAGGUAACAGAUAACAUUUCAGACAAGGAAGCAGCAAAACUGCUGAAGAAACAGUCCCAAAGGAACAAUGGAAGACCCCUGAAACGUGACAGCCAAGUACAGAUCAAAGAAGAGCACUAUUCCAAAUGUCAAGACUGUGCUAAACGCAUCCAGAAAUAUGUUACCAAGAAGCUUGGAGAGGACUGGAUUUUCUUGGUUCUGUUGGGUCUGGUCAUGGCGUUGGUGAGCUGGGGAGUGGAUUAUGCCAGUGCAAAGACCGUACAGGCCUACAAGUGGACAUACGGAGUGCUGCACCCGAAUAUCCCUCUGCAGUACGUGGUGUGGGUUGCGUUCCCGCUCGGCCUCAUUCUGUUCGCGGCCAGCUUCUGCCACUUCGUCUCUCCACAGGCUGUUGGGUCUGGGAUCCCAGAGCUCAAGACCAUUAUGAGGGGAGUGGUCCUCAAGGAGUAUCUCACUCUCAAAGCUUUUGUGGCCAAAGUUGUGGCCCUCACAGCUGGGCUUGGAAGUGGCAUGCCUGUGGGGAAAGAGGGUCCUUUUGUGCACAUUGCCAGUAUCUGUGCUGUGGUACUCAGCAAGUUCAUGUCGAUCUUCUGUGGGGUGUAUGAGAAUGUGCAUAGGCAGCUCGACCUCCUGGUGCCGGCUUGCGCAGUUGGAGUCAGAUGUUGCUUCAAGGCUCCUCUUGGAGGGGUUCUUUUCAGCAUCGAGGUCACCUCCACCUACUUUGCUGUGCGCAAUUAUUGGAGAGGCUUCUUUGCAGCUACCUUUAGUGCCUUCGUGUUCCGAGUCCUUGCUGUCUGGAACAAGGAUGCAGUUACCAUCACAGCCCUGUUCAGAACAAACUUCCGUAUGGAUUUCCCCUUUGAUCUGCAAGAGCUGCCAGCAUUUGCUAUAAUAGGCAUAUGUUCUGGAUUCCUUGGAGCCUUUUUUGUUUAUCUCAAUCGCCAAGUGGUCCUGGGCAUCCGACGUCAUAAAGCUCUGAGCCAGUUUCUCACCAAACACCGACUGAUAUACCCUGCGGUUAUAACCUUCUGUAUAGCGUCUGUGACAUUUCCUCAUGGAUUUGGGCAGUUCAUGGCAGGAGAGUUGAUGCCACGGGAAGCCAUCAGCACUCUCUUUGAUAAUUAUACCUGGAUCAAACACUCUGGGGACACCCAGAUCCUGGGGAAAUCUGCUGCCUGGAUCCAUCCUAAAGUCAGUGUCUUCGUCAUCAUCCUGCUCUUCUUCCUCGUGAAGUUCUGCAUGGCUGUUAUUGCCACCACGAUGCCAAUCCCCUGUGGAGGCUUCAUGCCUGUUUUCGUAUUAGGUGCUGCAUUUGGACGUCUCAUUGGGGAAAUCAUGGCAUCGCUUUUCCCCAACGGGAUCCUCUUUGAUGACAUUCUUUAUCAAAUCUUACCUGGAGGGUAUGCUGUCAUUGGUGCAGCAGCUUUGACAGGAGCAGUGAGCCAUACUGUCUCCACCGCUGUGAUCUGCUUCGAGCUGACGGGUCAGAUCUCCCACAUCCUGCCCAUGAUGGUGGCUGUCAUUCUUGCCAACAUGGUAGCCCAGAGUUUGCAGCCCAGCCUCUACGACAGCAUCAUCCAGGUGAAGAAGUUGCCCUACCUGCCAGACCUGGGCUGGAAUCACAUAAGCAAAUACAAUAUCUUUGUUGAGGACAUUAUGGUCCAAGAUGUGAAAUUUGUUUCCUCCAACUGUAAAUACCGAGACUUGCAAGCGGUACUCCAAAGCACCACAGUGAAAUCUUUGCCUUUGGUGGACUCACCAGAGACCAUGAUCCUCCUGGGGUCUGUGGAGCGUUCGGAACUUCAGGCUCUGCUCCAGACACACAUCAGCCCAGAGCGGCGGCGGCUCCUCAACAGAGAAAUGCAGCAGAAGCUGAAUGAGGCACCCUACAAUGGACCCUGGGCAAACCUGCCAAAGAUGAAGCAUGAUUCUUUUGCUUAUGUCGAUGAGGAUGAGGAUACAGAGGAGAAAGGAGAGCUGCCUCGGCCUCCAAGUCCCACUCCCAGUUAUCCAGAGGAGCCCAAUGGCCCAACAAGUCCUCUUAAACAAAUGCCUGAAACCUUGGAGCCCCAGCAACGCUCAGGCAGAUUCAGGCAUCUGAGGCAACUGAUCCAGCAGCUCUUGUGCCAUUGCAGCCGUCCACAUGAAACAGAGAGCACCAUCCAGGUUAGGGCUACAGAGAGCCUGGUAGUACCCUGAAGAAGGAAGGGAAUGCAAUGGAACUAGAAACUACUACUCA